Molecule: messenger RNA, 7619 nt
Organism: Pelobates cultripes (western spadefoot toad)
Lineage: Eukaryota; Metazoa; Chordata; Amphibia; Anura; Pelobatidae
Source: the annotation of a GenBank genome assembly
AUCCUGGCUCUCCGCAUCCAGUCCUUCUUGCCGGGGCUGAUACACCGGGACCAGGUGGGAUUCGUGAGGGGCCGUGAGGCCCGUGACAACACAGUGAAGGUGAUCAGUUUGAUACACGUGGCUCAAAAACAAGCAUCCCCAUCACUGCUGAUAUCGACGGAAGUGGAAAAGGCGUUCAACAGGGUAGAUUUGUCGUUCCUCAUGACGACACUUAGGCAGGUGGGCUUCGGACCCCACAUGAUGUCAUGUAUCCAGGCUCUCUACCGCAAACCGGCGGCACGAGUUCAAGUGAAUGGAAUCCUGUCCCAACCAUUCGAUAUACGAAAUGGGACUCGACAGGGGUGCCCCUUGUCGCCUCUGCUCUUUGUUAUUAGCCUGGAACUGUUUCUCAACGCAAUAAGAGAAAACACCAGAGUGCGGGGAAUAAGAGGGGCUUGGGAAGAAAGCAUAUGCCGAUGAUCUUCUCUUCACAGUCACAAAUCCACAAACAUCUCUACAAGAGAUUAUUUAAGAAUUCGAAACAUAUUACCUCCUGUCUAACCUGAAAAUAAACUACAGGAAAUCAGACUAAAUACCGCUACGCAGUACAUCUACAGAGGAUCGUGGAGUGGACCCAUGCCCCCCCCCGAGGAAGCUCUGGGUGGCGAUAGAGGACAGCUUCUCCGAGACCCCUCUGGCGAUGUUGCCAUGGGUGCCGAAGGGGGUGGAGGGGAUGGUGCCAAGGGACCACCCGUCCAGCAAAGCCACAAUGUGAACCUGGAGGACGUUGGCCCAGAGGGGGAAUCUGGCACCGGAGGUGUCCUCCCUGCAACCUAUUGUAGGAAACCCGCUAUUUCGGCCGGCAGCCUUGCCGCAGUUCCUGACCACCCUGGGCCUGCCGAGGCAGUGCAGACUAAAACACAUAAGCACAGAAGGGAAACCAACACCCCUUGCGGGCCUACCAGUCCUGGACCCCUCAAGUUUCCUGACCCAGUUCAGAUACCACCAACUGGUGAGAUACGUCAAAUCCAUCCCAAACCUAGAAUCGGCAAACAGGCAACUGACGGCUUUAGGAAACAUUGUGCGACCAAGAUACCCUACCAGCACACUGCAUCUCAAUACUAUACCAAAUGAUUCUCCCAGCCAGAAACGGUAACCAACUACCAUCCUACACUAGAUAUUGGGAGAGAGACCUGGGAUUCUCCCUGACGGAAACCAAUGGCUAAACGUAUUCGUUACCAUACAUAAAUCUUCGAUCAGCACAAAAUAACAGGAAUCAGGGUACAAAUUGAUAACUCAUUGGUACAGGACCCCCGAGAAGCUCUCCGCCGCAGGCUGCCAGGUCCACAGAGCUAUCACCAAGAUAACAGACGCUAACAUCGAAUUCACUCCCGAAGCAUAUCUCCUACACGUCGCGUCAAUGCCACCCAUGCGAUAUAAAAAAACGGUGCUACCACACCUAAUUAACGCAGCGCGCAGCCUCAUACCCAACCACUGGAAGAAGACAAUCCCCUCCAUUAGGGAUUGGAUCCGAAGGGUGGAAGACAUAUGGGAGAUUGAGGAGCUUAUCUGUAAUGAUAUUGAUGUUACAAAGUUUUGGAGUCCAGUAGCCAGAUCAGCAAUGUUUUCUGCCAGAGGUAGCCACUCGUUACCCAGGUGGUUGAGCCCCUGAGCCUUGAGUGGCCUUCUGGUCUUAAGCAGAGAUGGGAGACUGGAACAGAAAGAUGAUAAUCGUAGUGAGGCAAGCCGAGGUCAGUGGGAAGGAGAAGCAGCAAAGUCAAAACAGUCCAAAUUCAGCAACAGGAAGGAGAAACAGGAACACGCUUGAUUAGAGAGUACAGGAACCACAAUAAUCUGGCAAAGGUACAGAGACAGGAAGUGGCUUUUAUAGGCCAAGAACCAGACACCUGACCAGACACAGCUGAAGAGAGUUGUCACUGAUAACCUUGACUCUACAAGCAAUGGUAUCAGAUCUCAGGUAAAUUUGCAAAAGGCAGGCUGGUGUACUGGUAAGGAAAAGGUUUAGCACCAUGUAAACCAGGGUUCGAAACCCAGCAGAGUCAGUUCCUCACAUUACCUCCACCUCUAUAGGCGCAGCCUCUGGAUGCCCUAUUUCCUGGUUUAGCAGGGUACUGUUCAUGGAAAGACUGAAGAAGAUCAGGAGCAUGAAUAUUGUCCACUGGUUCCCACGAUCUAUCCUCCUCACCAUAGCCUUUCCAAUGAACCAAGUAUUGAAGCUUGUUGCGGAAGAUCCUGGAGUCAAGAAUUUUUCCCACCUCGUAUUCAUCUUCACCAUCCACGAGGACUGGUGGUGGGGCAGGCAAGGCUCGACCAGGGAAAGUAUUUUCAUGAAAAGGUUUAAGCAGUGCCACGUGAAACACCGGAUGUAUUUUCAUGGAAUCCGGAAGUUGCAGACGGAAGGUGACUGCAUUGAUCUGAGCGAUUAUCUUAAAAGGUCCCAUGAACUUUUGACCCAAUUUAUGAGAAGGAAUCCUAAGCUUAAGAUUCUUUGUUGACAGCCAAACCUUGUCACCAACAUGAUAAACUGGGGCCUCCUUUCUGUGCCUAUCAGCAGCUCUUUUGUAACAUUCCUGAGCCUCCGAAAGAGUCUCCUUCAACAGUUCUUGGGAAUCUCGUAAGGCGGUUAGCCGGUCAGUGACUGCAGGAAUGGGAGUAGUAAUUGGGAGACUCACUAGAAAGGUUGGAUGGUAACCAUAAUUGGCAAAAAAUGGGCUCAGAGAAGUGGAGCAGUGUUGGGCAUUGUUAUAGGCAAACUCCGCCGUGGGUAGAAAAUCCAGCCAGUCAUCCUGCAGGUAACUAAUAUAGCACCGCAAAUAUUGUUCUAAAGUCUGGUUGGUUCGCUCAGUCUGUCCAUUACUUUGUGGAUGAAAAGCUGAAGACAGAUUUACAUUAAUACCUAGAAUAGAACAAAAAUAUUUCCAAAAAUGAGAUGUAAACUGCACUCCCCUGUCAGAAAUUACUUCAUCAGGCACUCCAUGCAAGCGAAAUAUUUCCCGAAUAACAAGGUCAGCAGUCUGUUUAGCUGAAGGGAGACCACGAGCUGGUAUGAAAUGACUCAUCUUGGUUAACCGGUCCACAACAACAAGAAUAGUAGUGUGUUCCUUAGAGGGAGGUAGUUCCACAAUAAAGUCCAUGGAUAUAGAUCCCCAGGGACGAUGAGGAAUCGGAAGAGGCUGAAGCAAGCCAACAGGGGAUGAGCGAGGAGUCUUAUGUCUGGCACAUACAUCACAAGAGGACACAUACUUCUUAACAUCCUCAUAAUAUUUAGGCCACCAAAAGGAUCGGGUAAGUAGUUCUUGUGUCUUUCGGAUUCCUGGAUGACCUGCUGGUUUAGAGUCAUGGUAGAGGCGUAAAACGUCCAGUCGCACUGAUUCUGGAACAAACAGACGUUGUUGAAAAAUCCAAAACCCAUUAAGCAUGGUCAUAUGAAGAUCACGAGGAGGAUCACGAAAAACUGGAUCUUUAGAGUAGCCCUUUUUAAUGCGAGACAUUAGAUCAGAAGGAAAGGUAACUCCUAAAAAUCUGCUCUCCGGCAAGAUGGUGGCCUUGGUUACUGUAGUAUGGAGGGGGUCAGCUAUCCUAGACAAGGCAUCCGCCUUGCCAUUUCUGGAACCAGGGCGGUAUGAAAUAAAAAAAUUAAACCUUGAGAAAAAUAGGGACCAGCGUGCUUGUCUGGCUGACAGUCUCUUAGCGGAUUGGAUACAUUCCAGAUUUUGUGAUCUGUGAGGACAGUAAUUGGAUGGGUGGCUCCCUCCAAGAGAUGUCUCCAUUCGGUGAAGGCAGCUUUUAUAGCCAAAAGUUCUUUAUUCCCUAUGUCAUAAUUUCUUUCUGCUGGUAACAUCUGGCGGGAAUAGAAGGCACAUGGAUGUAACAACAUCUUAGGUCCAGUCCUUUGAGAUAGUAUAGCCCCAACAGCUGAAUCAGAAGCAUCUACCUCUACAGUAAAUGGCAAUUCUGGCUGAGGAUGUACCAAGAUAGGGGCAGAUGUAAACAGAGUCUUUAAUCUGGAAAAUGCAGUGUCAGCCUUAUUGGACCACUGAAAAGGAGUCCCUUUACGUGUAAGUUCAGUGAUCGGUGUAAUAACGGCAGAGAAAUUCUUAAUGAAACGCCUGUAAAAAUUGGCAAACCCCACAAAUCUCUGUAUAUCUUUUUCAUUCUUGGGGAUGGGCCAGUCCAGCACAGCUUUAAUUUUACUUGCGUCCAUACUUAAACCUUUAGGAGUUAUUACAUACCCCAGGAACUGAAUUUCUGUUUGUUCAAACUCACAUUUUUCCAGUUUAAUGUAUAGGUGGUGGGUACGAAGGCGCUCAAGAACAAUGCAGACCUGUUUUCUGUGAUUUUCAAGAUUAUCAGAAAAUAUCAGGAUAUCAUCCAAAUAUGCCACAACAAACUGAUCCAGGAGAUCCCGUAGUACAUCAUUGAUUAGAUGCUGAAAAGUUGCAGGGGCAUUACAAAGCCCAAAUGGCAUUACUAGAUAUUCGUAAUGUCCGUACCUGGUUCUGAAAGCUGUUUUCCAUUCAUCAUUUGGUCUUAUGCGAACCAGAUUAUAUGCCCCCCGUAGAUCAAGCUUCGUAAAUAUUUUAGCUGAACGAAGUCUCUCCAGAAGUUCAGGAAUGAGAGGCAAGGGAUAACGGUUUUUAACAGUGAUUUUAUUAAUGUCCCUGUAAUCGACACAUGGCCGUAGACUGCCAUCUUUCUUUUCUACAAAGAAUAUAGGAGCUCCUGCUGGAGAAGUGGAUGGUCGAAUAAAGCCUUUGGCAAGAUUUUCUUGUAUGUAUUCACGAAGUGCUUUCAAUUCAGGCUCAGAAAGGGAGUAUAUACGGCCAAAUGGGAUAGCAGCUCCAGGUAGCAGCUCUAUGGGGCAAUCAUAAGGCCUAUGAGGUGGAAGCUGAUCAGCAUUCUUCUUAUCACAGACAUCUGCAAAAUCCCGAUAUUGUAGCGGAAGCUUGGUUAAGUUUGUAGCAACCAUUUCAUUAAUUGUUGUGGUAACAGGUGUCGCCUUAGAGGGUUGACAAUUCAUUAAGCAGUGUUCUGAAGGAAAGGACAAAGUUCUAGUCUUCCAAUCAAUCUGUGGGUUAUGCAGAGCAAGCCAGGGUAUACCCAAAAUCACUGGAAACUGUGUUGAGGAAAUUAGGUGGAAAGAUAUAGACUCAUGGUGAUUCACUUCCAGAAUCAAUUUUAAGGGCACAGUCUCAUGUGUAACCGGGCCUGACGUAAGUGGAGAACCGUCUACUGUUUCCAUUAACACAGGUGAAGAUUUAGGGAUAGACUGAAUUUUAUUUUCUGCUGCAAAUUUAAUGUCCAUAAAGUUUCCGCCUGCUCCGGAAUCUAUCAUAGCUGUAGUUGAAAUUUUAUUAUUACCAUAUUGCAAAGUGAUAGGCACCACCAAAUGAGGAUGUUGAGUCAUCAUACCUUCUUCACCCUGAGCCAGAGAAAACAAGGGUUGUGUGACAGAAUCCAGUUGGUCUGAAAUCUGGGAUUGGUGUUGAAUCUGUGCACCCUCAGCAGUCAUAGCUAUUGUUCUUUUAGACUUGUUAGGGCAAUUGAUGGCAUAAUGCCCUGUACUACCACAAUACAGGCAUAAGUUGUGAGUGCGUCGCCACUGUUUUUCUUCAUUGGAUAAUGGCCCUCUUAUUAGAUCUACCUGCAUAGCCUCAGGUUCAGAGUCUGUAGGUGUUUGUGGGGUCGGAGUAGAAAUUCUUGAAUAGAAAGUAGGAGUAGCACUUGGUUUAAAAGAGCCCUGUCUUUCCAAUCUUCUUUCUGAAAGUCUCCGAUCAAUACGGAUAGCCAACCGCACAAAUGCAUCAAACUCAACAGGAAGAUCAACACGAGCUAGCUCAUCUUUUAUAGCUUCUGAGAGACCCCUUCUGAAGUGGAACCUCUGGGCUGAUUGGUUCCAAGUAGUAUCAGUAACCCACUGUCUGAAUUCAGCAGCAUAUUCAGCCACAGAGCGCCUCCCUUGAUGUAAAUGAAGGAGAGUGGCUUCUGCUGUAGCACAGCGAUUGGGAUCAUCAAAAACUAGGCACAUGGCCUCAAGAAAGUCUUUUAAAUUUCCCAAGAUUGGACUGUCCUGUUCCAGAAAAGGGGAGCCCCAGGCCAGGGCUUCAUCUUUGAAGAGGGAAAAAAUAAAUCCCACCUUCUCUCUUUCAGAUGGAAAACGGUUAGGUAACAUCAUGAAAUGCAAACGGCAUUGAUUUAGGAAACCCCUGAAUUUUUUGCGGUCUCCUCCAAAUUUUUCUGGUAGAGGCAAGCGGGCAUCUUGUGCAGGUGUAACAGUAGUAGUAGCAGCAGCCGCAACAUCAUGUGCCCUGUAGCUGGUAAGCUCACUAUGCAUUGAUCGAACUUCAUUUUGCAGUUCAGCUACCUGAUCCUGCAGCACUUGAAUGGUCUGUGCCUGGGUCUGCAUAGUUCUUGCAUUAAAAGCAACCUGCUGGGCCAAUGCAGAAUCUGAUCCGACGGUCUCCAUGAAAAGGCCAGAUUAUUCUGUAAUGAUAUUGAUGUUACAAAGUUUUGGAGUCCAGUAGCCAGAUCAGCAAUGUUUUCUGCCAGAGGUAGCCACUCGUUACCCAGGUGGUUGAGCCCCUGAGCCUUGAGUGGCCUUCUGGUCUUAAGCAGAGAUGGGAGACUGGAACAGAAAGAUGAUAAUCGUAGUCAGGCAAGCCGAGGUCAGUGGGAAGGAGAAGCAGCAAAGUCAAAACAGUCCAAAUUCAGCAACAGGAAGGAGAAACAGGAACACGCUGGAUUAGAGAGUACAGGAACCACAAUAAUCUGGCAAAGGUACAGAGACAGGAAGUGGCUUUUAUAGGCCAAGGACCAGACACCUGACCAGACACAGCUGAAGUGAGUUGUCACUGAUAACCUUGACUCUACAAACAAUAGUAUCAGAUCUCAGGUAAAUUUGCAAAAGGCAGGCUGGUGUACUGGUAAGGAAAAGGUUUAGCACCAUGUAAACCAGGGUUCGAAACCCAGCAGAGUCAGUUCCUCACAUUAUCCUUGUGGAGGCGGACAAGGCCAACGAUACCAUCAGACCUGGUACCACUGUACGAGGUGGCUGGCGGAGGUGGAUGGGGCCGGGGUCGGCUCACUCAACUCCCCUACCUCUUCCUGGUGUUUCCUCACCCCCUUCUCUCUCCCUCCCCCUCGCUGUCUAUUCCCAGGGGAACCAACCGGCUGGACAAGGGGAUGGAAUAGGUGACGCCCCGACACUGUAGGACCCCCUUACAAGAGACUAACCUGGGGAUGACGUACAAAUCCACAAACUAAAAGAUGGUAGCCAGUAGCCAACCCCCGACAAAAUAACGACCCGCAUCUCCCACCCAUUGACUGGACUAAAGGGGGGAUAGUAGGAGGGGACAGGCGACAUAGCCUCCCGGGAUAACGAACGGAUAAAAGUAGGCUGGGAAAAUCAGCAGACCGUGGCCCAGAAGCACCUGAACCAUAUUACCCUUGACGAGGCAAACACGAAAAGAAGGGUCCUACCCAUCCCCUUUUAGAGAGGAGCCACCAAGAAGGUGACCGGUACUCACAACAACGCACCCAGAUAGUGUGAGGAACUAGUUACACAUUAGAGUUCAGUUUCUGUUACAGUUCACACUGAUGUUCACAAAAAAAGAGACAAG